This is a messenger RNA of Elgaria multicarinata webbii, 2635 nucleotides long. It is a transcript of the gene NXPE3, whose product is annotated as neurexophilin and PC-esterase domain family member 3. The record is from RefSeq and is a predicted model, not a curated record. NCBI's taxonomy places the organism in Eukaryota, Metazoa, Chordata, Lepidosauria, Squamata, Anguidae. The transcript has 5 exons. Bases 103 to 1830 code for a protein of 575 amino acids.
AUGAGAUUACUUGUGUGAUACUGAGUAACAAUGACAUUGGUGCCUGUGGAAUAUGGGCGACGUGGCAGCAUCUUACAUGGGUGAGAAAGAGAUGAAGGGAUCAUGUGGCCCAAUUUCUCCAAAAUACAUAUUUUCUGCUUCGUUCUGGCAGUGCUGGCUAUUCUGGCUUUAGUCCACAAUUUCUAUCAAUUGGAGAACCUGAAUGCCACAGGUUUGAAGUGGUUGAUAGAAGAUGAUGACCAGCAGCCUUUAUCACAGGUGACUAAAAUACCCAGAAAGCUAUACUGUGGUUAUGAGCACCAAGUUUUAUCUAAGAGGGAACAAGAGGAAGAAGAAUCUUUAUUUGCUGCUAUACAGUGGCCUAAACCCCCUGAAGACAACAUCCCAUUUGUGAGGAGCACAGACCCUUCUCAUAGCAACUUUGUCAUACUGAAUAGUCACACACAUUUCAAAGUUGGUGAUCAGCUGGAGGUGCUGGUCCACAUGAAAGAUUAUGAAGGGAAACCAAAACAGUAUGGUGGAGAUUACCUUCAAACAAGAAUCCACUCUGCUCAUCUGAAAGCUGGAGCUACUGGAAGAGUUGUAGAUUACCAGAAUGGAUCUUACAGAGUUUUUUUCACUUUACCCUGGCCAGGGGAGGUCAUGGUAUCUGUGUCUUUGGUCCACCCAAGCGAAGGGAUCCAAGCCCUUCAACGUUUACAAGAAGAAAGACCAGACAGGGCCUAUUUUAAAAGCCUAUUCAAAUCAGGGAGAAUUUCAGAAACCACUGUGUGCAAUGUGUGUUUGCCUGGAGACAUGCCAGUCUGUAACUUUACAGAUCUUUACACUGGCGAGCCAUGGUUUUGCUACAAACCAAGGAAACUCUCCUGCGCUACCAGGAUCAGCCAUUACAAAGGAGGAUAUCAAAAGGGGCUUUUGACUUCAGAAGAGAGUCGCCUUUUCCAAAGUGAUGUGAAUAUUAAAGUGCCAAUAUCCUCAAGUGGCCCUGAUACUGUGAUCGUAAGGCCUUUGGGGCAUGCAGAGAUGGACAAUAUGGAAAGAUCUCAAAGCCCUGAUGUAUUUCCUUCUGGAUAUUAUUAUCAAGAUGAGUGGCAACCAAGAACACAGUGGAUUCGUCAUUUUAAUAAGUCAUCAGAUAUUACUGAAUGUUUAGAGGGGAAACUUAUCCACUUGUUUGGAGAUUCUACAAUCAGACAGUGGUUUGAAUAUUUGACAACAUUUGUUCCAGAUCUUGUGGAGUUAAAUCUUGGCAGUCUUAAAAAGGUUGGUCCUCUCAUGGCUGUGGACCUGAAGCAUAACAUCCUACUAAAAUUCCGCUGUCAUGGGCCCCCUAUUCGCUUUUUCACUGUGUUUAGCAGUGAGCUACACUACAUUGCCAAUGAACUGAAUCGCAUUGUAGGUGGGAGGAACACUGUGAUAGCCAUAACUAUCUGGUCUCACUUUAGUACUUUCCCUGUAGAAGUGUACAUCAGGAGACUGAGGAACAUUCGCAGGUCAGUUGUUCGGUUGUUGGAUCGGAGCCCCAAAACUCAGAUAGUCAUCAAAACAGCCAACGUUCAGGAGCUUGGACCAGAAAUUAGCCUUUUCAACAGUGACUGGUAUUCCUAUCAGCUUGAUACAAUCAUGAGGAAGAUGUUCUCAGGAAUUGGGGUGUACUUUGUGGAUGCGUGGGAGAUGUCACUGGCACACCAUUUGCCACACAAAUUACACCCGGAAGAUGUCAUUGUCAAAAAUCAGUUGGAUGCUUUCUUGUCUUUUGUGUGUCCGCUGGAAACGCACUAUAGCUUCUUAAGAGGAAUACAUAAUCAAAUGUGGUCUCUGUUUCUGUAAUUCAGUGUCACUCAUGUUCUGCACUAGAUGUUUACCAUGAGUUAUUGCUGAUUUGACCUGCAUCUUAUCUGCUCAGCCUGCGCUAUACUAUACUUAAUAAUAUUUGCAAUGUUUGGGGGCUAUACUACUAUAAGCACACACGCCUUUUUGCGGUGCGCAUCUCAGCGUGCAGGUGUUCACAAUUCCACUCAUUGGUGAGUGUUCCCUCACCGUCUGGUGACGGUAAUGAGAGGGGCUUCCUCUUCAGCUUGCAAGUUCCGCUUGCCCUUGUAAUUGCACUGAAUUUCAGGGGUGGGGAAAGACUGGACUCAACAAACAUGAACUAUUUGCUUCUGUGCAGCCCUAACUCCCAAUUCCAACAGGUCUUACAUGUUCUCUUGCAGUGGAUAAAGGAUAUCCUUCGAUAAAUUGCUCCUCCCACUGAGUCCGUUAGGCAAGACUAUGCUUAUUUAGGUUUUUGAGCGCCUUCAAAUGAGAAGGAGCAGCCUACUGUAGUUUUGUUCAGGCCUAGCUCCGAAGCAGCAUGAUGAUGGUAUUCUGACGAUACUUCUCAGUCUUUUCCUUCACAGCUUAUCUACUUCCUUCAUUUUUCCUCUCAGCUUUUCUAAAGGGAUUUAGAGCUUUUCUACACAAGGCAUUUAUUGUGUGCUCGUUAUUUCCUACUGGUAUCCAUUCUGAGGAGGAAAGUCCCAGGUUGUCCCUGGAUUCUGUGAAGGGUCUCUUGGUCAGCGAUUUGGCCUCCUGGAAAAGACAGAGCAAGGCAGACGGUGCUCUUCAGGCCAAGGCCUUUUGUGAUAACAUGACU